AUGGCACAUACACAGCAAGUUAAACUUCUUGAAUGUUGCCAAGUCUCUCCACCAACAGGUUCAAUUCCAUCAACUACUUUACCAUUAACAUUCUUGGACAUACCUUGGCUUCUUUUUCCACCAAGUCAACCACUUUUUUUCUAUGAUUUCCCUCACACAACUUCUCAUUUCAAACAAACCAUUUUAUCCAAUUUCAAGAUUUCACUUUCUUUAACACUCCAAUACUAUUUCCCUUUAGUAGGUAAUUUAAUAAUUCCACCACAACCAUCUAAGCCAAAAAUUACCUACACCUCAGGAGACUCUGUUACAUUAACCAUAAAAGAGUCUACGUAUGAUUAUUAUAACCAUCUUUUAAUCCAUCAUCAGAAGGGUGUUCAAGAUUUUCACCAAUUAGUACCUCAUUUGCCACAAAUUGGUGAAUUGUUACAUGUGGACCAAGAGUUAAAGUACUCACUUUUGGCUGUUCAAAUUACUAUAUUUCCUAAUUGUGGUGUUUCUAUUGGAUUCUCCAAACGUCACGUGGUGGCUGAUGAAAGAACAUCUAACAAUUUCUUGAAGACGUGGGCAGGUAUUUUUAGAAAUGGACUAGAAUUGUACUUGCCUGUGUUGAACAAGAAUUUGCCAUACUGUGAUAGGUCAAUAAUUCGUGACACCAAUGGGGUUGAACCAAUCAUGUGGAACCAAAAAAAUGUGCCAAAAUUGGCAAAUGGCAAUUUUAGUGACAUGGUAAGAUCCACAUUUGUAAUGGGUCGACCCGACAUGGAGGUGAUCAAUGGGUGGAUCAUAUCACGGUCCAAGAAACUAUUCGGGUCAGCCCAGUUGCUCCUUUCGCCCUAUGUGGUGACAUGUUCAUUUAUUUGGGUGUGUUGGUUGAAAGCUAACAUGGACAACAUUGAAGAUACAAUUGACAAAACGGAGCCCCAUUACUUCGGUUUUAUAGCGGGUGGUAUAACCCGGUUGGGUUACCCGGUACCGAUUAGUUAUGUAGGUAAUUGCAUUGCAUUUGGUAGAGCAAUGGCAAGGAGAAAUGAAUUAUUGGGAGAAAAUGGUAUACUUUUUGCUGCGAAGACAAUUGGUGAUACCAUCAAGGAAUUGAAUAGGAAUGUGUUGGGUCGGGUUGAAAAUUGGAUGUCCGAUUGGAAAGUGUUUAAUGGGUCGGGGCUCCAUAUGACGGUAACCGGGUCUCCGAAAGUGGAUCUUUACUCGUUGGAUUUCGGGUGGGGCCGACCCAAAAUGAUUGAAGAAAUAUCAAUAGAUAAAACAGGUGAUGUAUCUCUAUGUGAGAGUAGAGACAUGAGUGGUGGAAUAGAGGUUGGUUUGGCUCUUCCAUUGGCCAAAAUGGAAGCCUUUAAUGUUUUCUAUAAUGAAGGUCUCAAAAAUCUUCACUGA
Molecule: messenger RNA, 1389 nt
Organism: Capsicum annuum
Lineage: Eukaryota; Viridiplantae; Streptophyta; Magnoliopsida; Solanales; Solanaceae
Product: coumaroyl-CoA:anthocyanidin 3-O-glucoside-6''-O-coumaroyltransferase 1-like
Exons: 1
Coding region: 1-1389 (462 amino acids)
Source: RefSeq, a predicted model, not a curated record